Messenger RNA from Bradysia coprophila, 1249 nucleotides. RefSeq names its product prostaglandin reductase 1-like. Gene Ontology annotation, biological process: prostaglandin metabolic process. Lineage: Eukaryota; Metazoa; Arthropoda; Insecta; Diptera; Sciaridae. The record is from RefSeq and is a predicted model, not a curated record. Gene Ontology annotation, cellular component: cytoplasm. Gene Ontology annotation, molecular function: 2-alkenal reductase [NAD(P)H] activity; 15-oxoprostaglandin 13-reductase [NAD(P)+] activity.
AACUCAAGUAGCGGCAUAGUAAGACGUAACAUACCAAAUUGUUACAUUUUCCAGUCAGUGAAACGUAAAAUGUUCAAAGCGAAAAAAUUUGUUUAUUCCAAACGUUUUGAAGGCCUACCCAAAUUAACGGACUUUGAAUUGGUAGAAGAGGAAUUGCCGGAACUGCAAGAUGGAGAGAUUCUAACAGAGGCCCUAUAUUUGAGUGUCGAUCCGCACAUGAGAACCUACAUGGCCAGAUUUCCGCUUGGUGUAACCAUGCUCGGUGAUCAAGUUGCAAGAGUGCUCGAAUCAAAAAAUCCAGCCUUUCCAAAGGAUUCGAUUAUUUGCGGAACACUUGGUUGGCGAACACAUUCUGUUUUCAAUCCUAGGGACAUUACUGAUUGGCUUCCACCAUAUAUCGUCCCAUCCUUAGGUGACCUACCACUAUCGCUUGCUGUCGGUCAAUUGGGCAUGCCUGGAAACACUGCCUAUUUCGGAUUUAUUGACAUUUGUCAACCGAAAAAAGGUGAAAUUGUUGUUGUAUCAGGUGCGGCUGGAGCUGUCGGUAGUCUGGUCGGACAAAUUGCAAAAAUACUCGAAUGCAAAGUCAUUGGGAUCGCAGGCAGUGCUGACAAAUGUGAAUGGUUGACGAAAGAAAUUGGAUUCGAUCAUGCCAUUAACUACAAGACUGAAUCAAUUGCCGACGAACUGAAAAAGUUCGCUCCUGACGGAGCGGAUUGUUAUUUCGAUAAUGUUGGCGGAGAAACGAGUUCCAUUGUCUUACGGCAUGUACGCUUGUUCGGUCGGGUGUCCGUAUGUGGAUCGGUAUCAUCGUACAAUUUACCGAUGGAUGAGUGGCCGAAAGUGCCCACCUAUCAGCAUAUUCUCAUUACAAGUCAGAUUAGCAUGCAAGGUUUUCUUUUUACACGGUUUCUGCCGAAAUGGUUCGAAGGCAUAGCUCAGAUGAAGUUGUGGAUGGAACAGGGAAAAUUGAAAUAUCGUCAAACUAUUACGGAGGGAUUUGAAAAUAUGCCACAGGCUUUGAUUGAUAUGUUAGAAGGAAAGAAUACCGGGAAAGCCGUGGUGAAAAACUGUUGAAAUUGAAACGUAAGUGGGUUUUGAAGUUAACUUAUUUUGCGGAAUGCAUCUAAGAUUUAUAACAGAUCCCAACUUUCUGCGGACGACUAUUCAUCUGUUAUCGAUAAAUAUAAAUGUUAUAACAAAAUGCUUACCUGUUAAAAUAAAUAAAGUAAAAGACUUUACAUCAAUC